GCCACAGAGGGCGCUGUGUCUCGGCAGCGGCGGAGAGGCGGAGUUGAAAGUUCACAGCUGAGCGGCCGUGCUGGAGGAAUCUCGAAACUUGAGAGAAAUAUGGAUGAAAAUCAGGAUUUCGCUGCUGCUCUAUUAGACAGCAAAGCAACCUACGUGCUCAGUAAUGUGGCUGAAGUGGUGGAACGGAUUCUGACCUUCCUACCAACCAAACCUCUCCUCCGGAUCGCAAGUGUGUGCAGGCUGUGGAGAAACUGUGCCCGCCGUGUGUUGAGGACCCAGCAGCAGCUCACCUGGGUGUCAGCCUGUGGACCGUCCGACACUGAGGUCCAUGCCCUGUGCAGCAUCCUGGCUGAGGAGGUGGAGAAAGUGUUUCUCCUGCCUAAAACAGUGUUGGCGAUGGUAGACUGUGAGGCUUUUACUGGACAAGCUUAUUGCUACAGACAGAGUAAAGCAAAAAAGAGUCGUCACAGUCCAGACACAGUCGAAGAACUGAACCUGCUCUUCCCCAAAGGCUGUGACAUCAUGGGCGUUGCUACCCCAGGAAUAGUCUUGACUCCCAGUGGCCCUAGCUCCACCCCUCCUCAGGAGCACCAGGAAGGGGAGGCGGGCUUUGCGAUCAUGUUGCCCAGCAUGGAGGGUGUCCACAUCAAGCCCUUUCACUUCUGUAAGAAGUCCAUCUCUCCGAGUGCCCUGAAAGAAGCAGGACUAGUUGACAACCCAGAGCUUCGUGUGGUACUGUUGUUUGUCUAUGAGGCAUAUAAACCUGGAGGAGCACGCUUCCUCAGCCAGCUGCUGGAGCAGCUGUCCAAGAGCAAAGCUCUCAUCGCUGGAGGCCUGGUGGAAAGUGUCUUCUCUCCUCCCAGACAAUGCUGUAGCCAGGGUGCCCACGGUGUGGUGGGUCUGGCACUGAGUGGUUCUAAGGUGCAGGGGGCAUCUGUCCUCUUGGACCAAGAUAUCAGCAAUCCAAAGGCGGCUGAAGCCACAAUCCGGCGGUUAAAGGCAGCCAAAAUUCCAGAGAGGAACACCCUAGGGUUCAUGUUCGCCUGCGUGGGGAGAGGCCAGAGCUACUACAACAACCAGACCAACGUAGAGGCUGACGCGUUUCACAAGGUGUUCCCCAACACCCCGCUCUUUGGCCUGUUUGGCAAUGGAGAGAUUGGCUGUGACCGAAUCAUCAAAGAUGACUACACGCUGUGCGAUACUGAAACGGACAGUCUGCAGCACGAGUACACUACAGUCAUGACCCUGGUCCAUCUAGGCUGACUGAUCUUCCUGUAGAAACGGUGAAAAAAAACAGGAAAAGAGAUGACUCCUGUUUGCAACUGCAUUGGGGAACAACAAACAUUCUGUACAAAAUGUUAGUCACAUUACAGAUCAGAAUAUCUCUGUCAGCGUUUCUGCUCAUAAAGCAGGAAAUGAACCCUUCGGCCAUUAAUGUAUUGGCAUUGUUUGGGAAAUGAUGUCCCUCGGAGACUGUGUGUGAACACAGCUUAAUAUUAAAACUGAGUGAGUCUCACAAAUAGGGCCCUAAAAACACAAACUGAUCAUCUAUGUUAAAGUUCAGCUGUGAUAUAGCACUCAUUUAAAAUAUAUGUGUAUAUUUUUUCUCAAAUUCUGCACAGAUGGAUGGCAUAUCUUUCUCACCCUCAGAUGGUUCAUGGUUUGUUUGCUUUCCAAGUGAGUAAAUGAUACACACUUGAGUAUCCCAAGCUAUUAUUAUAGUUGUUGAUUCAGCAAAAGCACUUUUUUAUUCAUGUGAGUAUUAAGAGGGUGGUUCUUCUUUUACAGAAUCACGGUAAUCUUGAUUUAAAUGCUCUUUCUCCUCCUUAAGGUUUUACUCUUAAGGUUUUUACACUUGUCUUACCAAGAAUAAUGAAAACGUGUUAGCUUAAAAAUUAAUACUCUUACGCAAGAUUUCUAUCUACCUUGGUUCAGGUGGCCACAGGGAAUUCACUGUGACUGGUUUUAUCCACAUGUCAAGUCAUAUCUCCUACUACCUACUUCCUGAUGGCAGUGAGGCUUAUUGGUCACUGAUGCAGUGCUGGUGCCUGAUCUAGAACCAGUUCCACUCAUUUGCACCGAAAAAUAGCCUGGUUCGGUCUGAACUGCUCCUGUACCAGUACUUGUAGCUGUGUGAGGAGCCACGGCUGGAAAUUUUGAGCAGUGAGAAGGUUUCAAAACCUUCAAACGCAAAAUGUAAUUACUUAGUAAAGUAAAUGUAUGAAAAGCAAGCAAAGCAUCACUGUACUGUUGGCUGGGAUUUCUUUCCAAUGGAAAUGACUCAAACUAACAUAGUAACAUUGUCUUUCCGUUUUUUGAGAUUUGUUGGCAGCAAACCAACAACAGAUUGGUGCAUUACUGCCACCAGCUGGUAUGGAGUGUGGACUACAUAACAUUCCAUUUCAGACCGUUAAAAAUGUGGACUGGUUUUACAAAAUGAGUUGGUUCUGAACUGGCUCCAUCUCCCCAGUCACUGCAGCUCAAAAGAAAAAUUGUACAGGGAAUAUGAACAUUUAUUCACUGUGUGAGUGACACUGACUGACAGAAACUCUCAGUUUCACCUCAAACUAGUCGCAGCUCUUCCAACAUUUCUUAAUGAGACAGUUGAAGGAGGUUGGAAAUUGAAGAACUGUUUAAGGUCAUUGGAGAUUAAAUAAUUAGUGUCUGGCUUUGCCUAAGUCAAAUGGGAGCUGUUUUUUACUGAAGUAGUGAUAUGGGGUGAGACAGUUCCUUUUAUCCAAUAAAAUACGUGUCUCAGUUAAAUCCAUGUAGUGCUGCAACUUUCAUGUCUACAUUUCUUUCUUGACACUGAUUGAUGUCUUGCUUUUUCCUCUGUAAGAAUUAAGUCCAGAUGACAAUAAGGUGCAAUUUCCAGUUUAUCUAUGUUUUUGCCCAGUAGCCCAAUAACUGUAAAAAGCUUCAACACUGAUUGUUGUGAGAACAGAUGUUUUUUCAAGAACGGCCCAAUACUUAAAAAAAUUAGGAGCAUCUUCCUUCUCUGUAUCAUAAUGUACACAUCUGCCACUAGAGUGUGUGAAGAGGAAAUGGAAAUGUAUUUUAAGUUUAUGGCAAAUUUAGCAAUGCCUGUUUCUGUGUUGAUGCACUUUUCUACAUGUGCCAAAUCAUAUCUGUUCUCAUUUUCCUCCAUAAUAAAAUGACAAACAUUCAGUAAGUA
Paralichthys olivaceus (Japanese flounder) is the source of this 3175-nucleotide messenger RNA. RefSeq names its product F-box protein 22 (gene fbxo22). The record is from RefSeq and is a predicted model, not a curated record. NCBI's taxonomy places the organism in Eukaryota, Metazoa, Chordata, Actinopteri, Pleuronectiformes, Paralichthyidae. Gene Ontology annotation, biological process: positive regulation of proteasomal ubiquitin-dependent protein catabolic process; regulation of skeletal muscle fiber development; protein polyubiquitination. Gene Ontology annotation, molecular function: protein binding.